This is a messenger RNA of Anolis carolinensis (green anole), 8578 nucleotides long. RefSeq names its product GEM interacting protein (gene gmip). The transcript has 21 exons. Gene Ontology annotation, cellular component: plasma membrane. Gene Ontology annotation, molecular function: GTPase activator activity. The record is from RefSeq and is a predicted model, not a curated record. Gene Ontology annotation, biological process: signal transduction; negative regulation of GTPase activity; activation of GTPase activity. Lineage: Eukaryota; Metazoa; Chordata; Lepidosauria; Squamata; Anolidae. The coding region runs from base 1420 to 4209 and encodes 929 amino acids.
GGGAUUCAAACCUGGCAGCCUUCAGGUCAGCAACCCAACCUUCAAGCCACAAAGCUUUUAUCCCCUAGGCCAUCGGAGCCAAUUGGCUGAGCCUGUAAGAGACCUGGGGACUGAUUUGAUACUGUUUCUGUUCUGCUGUUGUAGAACCUGUUUGAACAAGUUUUCAGUGCUGACUGAGUACUGCUGGCGAAAGGAAGCAAUGUACUCAGAGAGGCCUUGCUAUUUUGAGGCCUGAUUGCUGCUGAGAAAGGAGAAGAACCAGGACUGUAUUCUUCUCUGAAGCAGACGUAUGGACUGAGAAAGGAUUAUUUAUAACUGUAGACUUCUGUAAGUGAUCAGAGGGACCAUUGUGAAUACUACUGUUUUGAUUUCUUGGAAUCAGUAAAGUUCCUGUAUUUUUGUUCUGCAAACCUGAGUGGCAUGUUAUUGUUCUGCGGGUGACUCUGGAUCGUGGGCACACUUAAGAGCUUCCAUUCAUCAUCAUACCCAGGUAUUGGGUAUUCACCAUGAGAGAGGGUGGAAUUGAGUUGCCUGUACAAGACUGCAGCUUCCACUCAGUAUUACUUAUUCAUUAUUACACUUUUUUGGUUUACUGGGUUUUUUUAGAAGCAUAAACAAUAAUCAGAUCUCUGAUGUUUCUAGGUUGUGAGAGUUUUUGUUUACUUUUUAUAUUUAUAUAUUGCCUUGCUGCCAAACAACACAGGGAAACUCAGUUCUUUUAAUUUACAUAUUUUCAAAACCUUCUUCUGUUUACCCUUCUUGCCAGAUAACUAAGCAAAGUGGCUGGCAAUACAAAGUACUGAAAAUAAAAUAGAUGUGCAAUAAAAACAACCAAAAAAUAGACCAAUAAAAGCAGGAGGAAUUAAAAAACAGAAAAAAAAGAAUCUGAACUGCCAAGGAAAGCAAAAUCAAAGAGGAAACACAGAUGCCAGAUUUAUCUAACAACAGAUCUGUCAGGUGAAUCCCAAGGUAGGAUAUAGUUUGCCAAACUACAGCUCCCAUGAUUCCAUAGUACUGAGCCAUGGCACUUAGAAAGUGGUGUCAAACUGCAUUAAUUCCACAGUGUAGGUACACACUCACUCUCUGCCUAACACACAACACAUACAAGGCAAUGGACUAACAUGGUGACACUAGUCAUAAAGCCCCUGGUCAUGAUUGGCUAGGAAGUGCUGAUUUCAUACUGAGUCCAGGCAGCAUUGGUGAUGUCACAAACAGCCUCAGCAACAGCAAGGAGGAGCAGUUAAAGUCCAGAGCUUGGCUUGGUGAACAGGCCAGGCAGAGGACUGAAAAAUAGGUCCUUGGUUUGAGAGAAAGGAUCUCAACAUCCAAGCAAAAGUGACUGAAAACAAGAAACGCUACAGUGAGAUUUUUCGUAGUCUAGAUGCCCUGGAAAUUUCAAUUGGAAAUGCGGCUGUUGAUAUGUUCAUCGAUGAUGUUAAUGACAAUGGUACACAGGUGUCAAAUCCACAGGAGGAAAAUCUCCAGCAAGAAAUAUUCCAUAUUUGUGAAAAAAAUGUGGAGGAAGGAGAACCAACAAACAUGUCAGUGGAAGAGGCCGAUGAGAUGCUGAUCAAGUGCGAUGGCGGUGUGGAAGAAGCCCUGGGGUAUGCCAAAAUGUGGUGCAAAUACGUCAAGGAGUUGUUGAACUGGGUAGACAAACGCCUUGCUUAUGAGGUUGAAUUUGCAAAGAACAUCCUCAAGAUCGCUGAAGCUGGCCGAAAUACAAUUUUUCCUCAGCACUACAUGCCGUUGCAGACUCUGUACACCAAGGUCAUGGAGCAUGACAUAAGGGCAGGAAAUGUAGCCCUUGAGACAGCUUCGGUUUUGCAUCUGAAAGAAUAUUAUGAGCCCCUUUGGGCCAAGAGGAAUGAAAUUGAGAAAUGGCGGAAGGAAUUCAAAGACCAGUGGCAAAAGGAGCAGAAAAGAAUGAACGAUUCCUUGUCCUCCAUGCGCAAGUCCCGCCUCCAUUACCUCCAGCGUUGUGAGGAUCUGGAGAAGGCCAAAGUGCUGAGCGCCAAGGCAGAAGAGGAAUGCCAGGGCACAGCAAGCAGUGGCAACAAACAGCUGGAGAAACGGCGCCGCUACCGAGAUGAAGCACAAGUAAAGGUCCAGGAAUCAGAAGUCGUCUACAGGGGAUGCGUCUUUGAUGCCAACAACCGCCGUCAGCGGCUGGAGAAAGCGAGAGAGAGAAUUAUCUCUCACAUCCGCAAACUGAUGUACCAGGGAGAUGAGGUGCUGACACGGGUGACACUGAGGAUGUUCAAGCUCCAGCAGGUCCAAGCAGAACGAAUCCCUGUUGGAUACCAGAACCUGACUGAGUUCUGCAAGCCUUACAAGGUUGGGGAGAAAUAUCUGGAAUUCAUUCAGAAGCUGCAGAGGAAAGAGCUACCAGUGGAGAUCUACGAAUUUGAAGAAUUUAUACCUUCAGGGCAAAGGUCACCUACCAAUGCUAAAAGAAAGAAUGCUGCUCAGUAUAUGCGUAUCUCAUCCUCUACUGUUGACCUCAACAGCUCCUUAGAAGACGCUUCUGGAAAGCCAUCUUCCUCCAGUAGUGAGCAAAGUGCCAACAAAUCCUUCUACAGUGACACAGAAAGCCUGGGAGGGAGCACUGAAUGCCAGUUCUUGGAUUCGUUCAGUUCCAGUCCAGGCCACCAGAAGUUGCUGAAAGCUCCAUCCACUGGCACCGUGUCCUCCUCAGAGGACUGUGAAGACAGGGAUCUGAUACAAGCCUAUGACAAUGAUCUCAGUGAUGUAUCGGAAAAUGGCUUGCCCCAUGGCCUGCUUAAGAACAUAAAGCUGUCAAGUGCUGCUCAGACUCACCGGCUGCGGAAGCUGCGGGGCCCUUCAAAAUGCAGGGAGUGUGAGAACUUCAUUGUCAGUGGCCUUGAAUGCGAAGAGUGCUUGCUGGCUUGUCACAAGAAAUGUCUUGAGAAUCUUCUCAUCAACUGUGGCCACCAGAAACUGCCGGCACGGGCGUCACUGUUUGGGAUUGACUUCAUUCAAGUGCCACGAGAUUUCUCAGAGGAGGUUCCAUUCAUUGUGGUGAAGUGUACCUCAGAGAUUGAAGCUCGUGCUCUGGGAGUGCAGGGAAUUUACCGUAUUAGUGGAUCCAAGGCUCGUGUGGAGAGAUUAUGCCAGGCCUUUGAGAAUGGACGGGGUCUGGUGGAACUCUCAGAUCAUUCGCCUCAUGACAUCACUGGAGUCCUGAAACAUUUCCUUAAGGAGCUUACAAGCCCUGUGCUCCCAUUCAAGCUUUAUGAUGCUUUCAUCACUCUGUCAAGAAGUUUGCAAAGAACUGAAGACAGAUCAGGGGAUGAUUCUGAGUCAUCAGCUAAUCCCAUCAAAAGCACAAAGGACUUACUAAGCAAAUUGCCCGCAACAAAUUACAACACCUUACGGCACCUCAUUGCUCACCUCUACAGAGUGGCUGAAAGAAAUGAAGAGAACAAGAUGUCUCCCAACAAUCUAGGGAUCAUCUUUGGCCCAACACUAAUCCGCCCUCCUUUUAGCAAUGAUGUUUCCAUGUCAUGUCUGGUGGACUCAGUCUAUCAGUCCCAGCUGGUUGAGUUUCUCAUCCUCAACUAUGAAAGGAUCUUUGGUAUGGAUGACUUGCCUUCGACAGGACUUUGUGAACGUGAAAACUCACUGAAAGAAGGAAAUGCCAAUGAUACCCUUUCAAGCAGUGAAAGAGAUCUUGAUGUCUCUUUUGAGAAAAAUUCUUCCAAGUCGUGUCUGGAUGAAGAAGAAGAUGUGGCUGAAGAUUGUUCUAACACUGCGGACAGGCAGGGGAAAAACAAGGAGGAAACACACUGCUCUGAAAAUAGAGACACCGUAGAGGUAAACAGCAGAGACAGCACUGAACCAAAGGAUUCUCUUCUUGACCCAGAUCCUGAGAUUGGCCCGCAGUCCAGGGGCCGCUUCAGCCGGGUGCCUGUGAAACAUCCUCGUGCCAUCAUCCCCAAGGCAGCCACCUUGCCCCUGCCCACCGCUUCCCUCUCUAGCUCAGAAGCAGGAGGGGCAAGCAGACGCAGUGCCUCACCUGACCCCCGUGGGAAAUGCAAGCGCUUUGAGAUCACCCCAGAGACUGCCAGGAUCGUCUCCAAGCUCCAGCCUCUUCGGAGUAGUCCAGACUGCUAUCCAGCUGAGCUGGGGAACUCACUGCAAGGCAAGCUGGGGGAUUCACUUGUAGGAAGCCAGGCUGAAUUUUGAGUAGUGAGUCCUUCCAUUUUUGGAAGCAAACUGUGGACUAGAGAGAUAGAAACAUCCCAAUUCCUGGAGACAGUUUGGAAUAGCAAGCUCAUCAUUCUGCAAAAACAGGAUACAGGAGUCCACAUCUCUCUACGGGCCAGACAAUUACACUUGCAAAUUUGAGGAGAAUUAGCCCCGGGUGCAUCUUGCAUGUCUUCCAAGAGAGAAGGCAGAACAAUUCUUCCUCCAGGUUUAACUGCUGCAUGUCGGCUGGCUGAAUUUGCAGAGCUAUCCCUAAUGAAGUGAAUGAACCAGUGUUGAAAUGGUGGGACCCUAUAAACUCCAAACCCAAUGAUCCAGGUUGAUGCUUCUGGGACUCUCUUUCCAAGGGACUGAUGAGGUAGCUCAGCACUCCUGUUAGGAUGGAAGAUUGCUGAUGGGAAAGGAACAGAAAUCACAUAAAAGGGGUGAUGUGCCAAUGAUGCUGUUAGCAAGAUAUGACUAUUUUUUCUAAGACCUAUGUUGAUACAAGACAUUCGAGGUGGGGUGGGGCUGCUGGGAUCAGGGAGUUAACUAUUCAUGUAGGACAUGAUGAUUCAUAUGCAUUUUUCAAGCUGGGCUUGGUGUGUUUAGAAAGGAUGGUGUGGCUGUGUUGCUGGGAGUACACAAACUUGAUUGUAUGUAUCCUGCAUUUAGAAAUAUCAAUUGACUUUAUCACACGAGGCUGUUUAAUUGCAGUUACAACAGGAUAGUAGCAUGUUUGGCAUGUUCUUAUCAGAUUAUGUUGUGCCUCUCCUGUUGCUCUUUGCAUUUCAAUCAAUAGUGGAGCAUCAGUUUUCACUGAUGGGGCAAACCCAUCAAUAACUCCCAAUAUCCCGCAUUUUCCAAUACCAUCCCUUCUGCUACAGUUGUGAUAUUCCAACAGUCACAUGGCAUGAGUGGACAUGAUUCUCCUCCUCUUCCCCUCUUCUUCUCACUAUUCCCAAGCAGGGUAAGAUUGCUUUUCCUAUUUUAUAAUUUAAAAAAAACUUAUAAUCAGUAAUUGCACAAUUGCAGAAAAAAAAAUUAAAAUUGAAAGUUGCAUAUGCACUGGUAGGGUUCACAGGGGCAGGAAGAUAGGGCAUCCAGGGGCAGGUGACAAACAUUGCGAAAGGAACACCAUAGCAUGAUCACAGAAGGGUGUGAUAGUGAUUGUUUCAUUAUGCUUCUGAUUGCUUCAAGAAAACAAUUGCUGUGAUACAUCAGGCUUGUGUGAUAAAGUCAAAUGUGUCAAGAAAGGUGGAUCCUUUGCAUUGUAUAUUCUGUGCAAAACAAACAUAUUUUCAGAUCUCUUUUCCUUUUCUGAACUUGUUGUUAUUGUCCAUCAUUUGUUCUACUCAGGCUAUUCACUAUGAAAAAAUAAGCUUUAGAUACAAAUCCAACCCCACUUGAAUCCCUGAAAGUCUUAUUACCAUACUUUUGGGGCAUUGUGAAUUUUAAUAAUGUUGUCAAAGGCUUUUAUGGCCGGAAUCACUGGGAUGCUGUGAGUUUUCAAGGCUGCAUGGUCAUGUUCCUGAAGCAUUGGCAGGCAUCCUCAGAGGUUGUAAGGUCUGCUCACAACCUCUGAGGAUACCUGCCAUAGAUGUGGGUGAAACGUCAGAAGAAAAUGCUUCUGGAACAUGGCCAUACACAGCAACUCGCAGCAACCCAGAUUUUAACAGUUCUUAACAGUCACUUUUAGACAAAUAUAGCAACUGUGACAAUUAGAAGAAAAAAUUAUGGAGAAAGGCAAGCGAACAAUCUUGUAAGAAAGUUAAAUACUAUAUCUUCAACCAGAAAUUUUUUUCUUUUUGUGAGGGUGGUGGUGUGGAGGGAGGAAGGAAUCUAUUCUUGCAUGAAAUUGCAAACUGCACACAAUACUGAUGAAUAGCAGUUCCCUGCUAAAACUUCUUUCUGUUGUGACUUGGGAGGAAAUUGUCCCUGGGCAAAGAUGAAAGGAAACAGUUUGGGAAAAUGCCUGGCUUCAGAGUCAAAUCAAGAUGCGACGGCACUGCUAAGAUGUUACAAUGUCUGGAUGUGCUAAUUUAUUUGGAGGCUGUGCAUUCAGCUUUUGCUCUUUCAAAUGCAAUGAAUAGGAAGUAUAUGUAUGGAUACUACUUUGAUCUAGGAAAUGACAUCUAACACAUUUUUAUGUUUUGUGUGCAUCAAUUUCACUGUGUGCUGGUGGUACCCUUGGAAAUGUACAUUUUCUCUGUCUUUUUUCAGCCAGCCAUGGCUUCUCCCACCACUCCCCUCUGGUCUUAUCAUUCUCCUCCCUUAAUCUGUGAUGCAGCAUUUAGUGAGUCAUGCUCAAGUUAAGGACUCUGGUGAACAGAUCUCAUAAAGGGGCAGAUUGAUGGAAUCAUGGAUUAUUUCAAGAGGAGAUUUAAAGAUAUGGAAUGGGCACAAAGCACAAAUUCCAUUGGGUAAAUACCACCUGCCACAGAUAAGCCUGCCUUGGAGUUAUACCUGGAAUGGGGAGUAAGGGGGUCUCACCCCCUGCCCCAGGAGCCCUCGGUGGCCUAGGGGAUAAAAGCCUUGUGACUUGAAGGUUGGGUUGCUGACCUGAAGGCUGCCAGGUUCGAAUCCCACCCGGGGAGAGCGCGGAUGAGCUCCCUCUAUCAGCUCCAGCUCCAUGCAGGGACAUGAGAGAAGCCUCCCACAAGGAUGGUAAAACAUCAAAAACAUCUGGGCGUCCCCUGGGCAACGUCCUUGCAGACGGCCAAUUCUCUCACUCCAGAAGCAACUCAGGUUGCUCAUGACAUGAAAAAAAAAAAACCAUGCCCCAGACUAGGUUGCAAUGGGGUUGAGCACCUGAAAUGACCUUGUAACAACAUGGGGCCAUUAAAUGCUGCAGAAUUCAGAGAGGCGCGAAUGGAGGGCUUAAGGGAGAAACAUGCCAAGAAGGCAUUUCAAGCCACCUCUGACCAGGGCCACCUUCCACCUGGAAACCGAUGCCCUCACUGUGGAAGAAUAUGUGGGUCAAGGAUAGGGCCCCACAGCCACCUACCUAGCACCAGGACACUACACCUGGAAGAUGAUCACACUCGGACAAUGAGGGAUUGCCUAAGUGAAAGCGAUUACAUGUUCAAUUGCUAACAAAUAAUAUGACAGCUGUUGUCAUUGAGUCUUUCCAAGAAAAUAUCCUGCACAUUCUUACUUCAGUAUAAGCUCCAUUGAAGACAUGGAGGGAAUUUUCUGUGUAUACACUGUGCUUGUCAGACUCUUCAUGUUUACAGAUGCAUGAAUGGUACCAGAUGGGAAUAGUCACUUGCCUUCCUCCUGCAAAUAAAUAAAAUUAAUAACAAUGCCCACACCCCAGUUUUGAAAAUAAUUAUGGCUCCCUACCCCAAUGGUUGGCAGUCCACUUCUGGUUUUGAAAGACAGGCAUUACCAAAAGGUAGGUUAAGUGCUCCUGGAAGCUCCCAGGAGACAAUGUGCAUCCUGUUUUUCGUUUCUUUCCUGACCAUAGAAAGAGUGAUUAGGAUGGGCAAGUCAUGAAUUGUAAUAACAGUAUCUUGGGGCCAAACAUGAGCAUCGUGCUGCCAUCUCCCCAUCCCUACUUUAUGAACACCUACUAAGAGUUGCAAUAUCUUAUAUGCUUCCAUGUACUAAGGGACAUUUGUGCUUUCAUAAUGUAAAGAGGCUCCUGCUACAUAUUUCCUAAACAGAAAUGCUGUCAGGGUGGAAAAUCCAGUCUAAGUGAAGUAGCUCUCACUCAAAUGUUGAUGGAAAUAUUAUAGAUUAUUCUGAUACAGUCUUCUGACUGUUGGAGGAUAUGGCAUCUCAUUGCAUGUCAUAAGUCGACAAGUAAUAAAUACUAUGGCAUUGGUGAAUUCCUCAGUAUCUUGGCCAACAACAUGGUUUCCAUAAUUUAUUGUUUGGCCACCAUAUACAUGCCUCUCGGGGCUAUAGAGGAGCCUUCUCAGACCUGACAUUAUGCAGAUGUGUUACACCUCAACUCCCAUCAUUGCAGUCAACAUGGCUGUACUUACUUGGGAGGAUGGAUCUUGUAGUCUAACACAUCUGGAGAGCAUCAGGUUGGGGAAUAUGGCUGAAGAAUCCAUUCUUGAACGGGAACUGGUGCAGAUUCAGAGGACUUUUGAAAAUGAAGGGGAGGGUACAUCCAAGUAUUUUCCUUUCUUCCAGAAUCUCCCUAACCAUCUCCACAUUCCACACUCAUUGGCUCCUUGUCAAGGCAAAAGAUCAGUAGAAAUUCCUUCCAAGAGCAAUGGUACAAUAAAUGAAUUUACAGAAAGAAUCAGGGGUAGAGGAAGCCCAGUGAACUCAGCCUUUUGUCCCCGAUCCCUCUAACAGAAGAACAUGUGUUUAAUAUUGAUAUUUUGCUUACGAUUAAAUUAUGAUUUUGUCA